UUUUUACCCUCGUUGACGUUUUGACUAGGAACGAAACUAGAUAAUCGAUAAAGGAUUUAAGCUAGUGUUUUGAUGUGGACUCGUUAUACCCUGUCGGCAACAACACUGAAUUGUAGGACGUUUUCAGCCACCUUCCUAGGUUGUCCGUCAACGCUAAUGUCGUUUCCACCGAGAUGAAUGAAAACUCGAUCAGGGGAAUACUGAAGCAGGUUUUGCAGGCAGUUUAUCGAAAAGAUCAUGAGUUUCUCGGCGCCAGCCUUGGUGGCUGCCAUUGAUUUGGGUACAACAUUCUCUGGAUACGCAUAUUCACUUCGUAGCGCAUUCGAUGAGAAUCCACUAAAGAUCAACACCAACUAUUGGUGUAACGAGUAUAUGGGCCUGCUUUCACUUCAAACACCUUCUGUUGUUCUGCUGAAGCCAAACAAAACAUUCCAUGCUUUUGGAUACGAAGCGGAAAACAAAUACGCCUCGCUUGCAGAAGACAGUGAACAUAUGGAGUGGUUCUACUUCAAACGCUUCAAGAUGACUGUCUGUCAAAAUAAAAGUCUACGACGAACCACGAUAAUAAAAGAUGCUAAUGGUAAGGAGAUGCCAGCUAAGACAAUCUUUACGAUGGCCAUCAAAUAUCUUAAGGAUCAUCUGAUGGGAAUAUUGAAUAGUCAUGGGGCUGAAAUUACAGAGGACCUCAUUCUCUGGGUACUGACUGUUCCCGCCAUUUGGAAUGAAGUCGCCAAAGAAGUCAUGACGGAGGCAGCAGCAGAGGCUGGUAUUCUGAGUAAACAGUUGUUGUUGGUUUCGGAACCAGAGGCAGCGACGAAUUACUGCAGUCACAUUCUCAUGGAACCUAUGUCAGAUAGCGAAGAAAGAAAUGAAAAUAACUUUUUCGAACCUGGGACACAAUAUAUGGUGUUGGAUUUGGGAGGAACAUGUGUCACCACAGUCCUUAAAGUACAGUCGGACCACAGUCUUCGGAAGGUCCAUCAUGUCACUGAUGUAGCGUGGGGAGGAACCAAAGUGGACGAUGCGUUUUAUCAGUUCUUGGCGAAUCUCUUUGGAAAUGAUGUCCUGUCAACGUUGAGGGAUGAAAACAUGGAUGAUUAUAUUACACUCUUCCGUGAGUUUGAAGUGAAGAAACUCACUAUCAAGCCCGAUUUAGAAAAUAAAGUAAUCAUAAAAUUACCACUUCGUCUGCUGGAGAUAUUUCAGGAGCAGUCAGAAAAAACACUGGCAGAAGCACUGCCACAGACAAGGUUCGCAAAGACAGUAGAAUUAAGGAUGAACAAACUUCGAAUAUAUCCCGAAAUUUCCAAAGAAUUUUUCAGUCAGACACUGCAAGGAAUCAUUCAACAUACCACAGAAAUCAUGCAGUCCUUUCAAGGGGAGUCUGUAUCGAAAAUUCUUCUCGUAGGCGGUUUUUCUGAAUCACCAAUGGUGUUGAAGGCAAUAACGGAAUCAUUUCCUAAUAAAACUGUUAUUGCCCCUGCCGAUCCAGAGUUAACAGUCCUGAAAGGAGCUGUGUUAUGUGGUCACACCCCAAAUACUGUUUCGUAUAGAUUUAUUCGCACUUCCACUGCUGUUUCAUCGGGAAUUGGAAUGUAAAUAAAUUUGCCAUUUGUUGAAUGGUUGCUUGCAAAUUAAUCCUCGCAGCUGUGAAGAAGAAACUUCAAACGUACUGUGUGACUACAUAUGGAAGAAGUGGUGUAAAUCAAAUGUGGGUUCUACAAAAUUCUAAAGAACUUUUAGUAAACUUGAAAUAACAAAACUUUUCUCAAAUUAACAACAUCAAAACAUGUGACUUUUCAACACUUUAUACGACCAUUCCUCACGAUAGAUUAAAGACUAGACUUUUUGACAUCAUAGACAGUUGCUUCGUCAGCAAAAAUGGAAAACGCAAAUAUUCCUAUCUGAUUCCACGCACAAAUACUCUGAAGUUGAAAUGAAAAAUAUGCUGGAGUUCCUCAUUGACAAUAUCUUAGUUGUCUUUGGUUAUCAGAUCUUCCAAAAGUCUGUUGGAAUCCCUAUGGGCACAAAUUGUGCUCCUUUGUUAGCUGACCUGUUUUUAUAUUCCUAUGAAGCAGAAUUUAUUCAAAAACUUCUACGUGAGAAGAAAAAACCUCUUGCUGUGGCCUUCAAUUUGACAUUUAGAUAUAUCAACGACGUAUUAUCUAUAACAAAAAUAAUUUUCAUUCAUAUGUCGAUUCGAUAUAUUCCAGUGAACUCGAAAUAAAAGACAUCACAGAGUC
Messenger RNA from Ostrea edulis (European flat oyster), 2243 nucleotides. RefSeq names its product heat shock 70 kDa protein 12B-like. The transcript has 7 exons. The record is from RefSeq and is a predicted model, not a curated record. The coding region runs from base 238 to 1599 and encodes 453 amino acids. Gene Ontology annotation, molecular function: ATP-dependent protein folding chaperone; ATP binding. NCBI's taxonomy places the organism in Eukaryota, Metazoa, Mollusca, Bivalvia, Ostreida, Ostreidae.